GUUUUGGCCACCUCGUUUCAGCGUUGCGGCUUCUGAGAUAUCAUAGAAGCAUCUUUCCAUGGCGUCAUAUCUGAAGAGCUGGCUGUAUGCACAGAAUCCAGAAGCGACAUCUUCAGAUAUUCCUUCUAUCGAGACAUCGCCUCCUGCUGUAGAGGAAGACGACGAUACCGAGACCGUCCACGGAGAGGACGAUGUACCACCGGCGUUUCCAGCAGUCAACAGCGCGCAGAGGGCAGCCUCGGGUUCCGGGACGCAAAUCGAGAGUGUUCCUCGGAUACUAACGGAUUCGCAACUCAUGCCCCCACCGCCCGCUCCUUCGCUUGCGGCUCGUCGACCUGGCGUGCCUGGGACGUCUUCCAUCGGAAAUUCACUCGCUGUCCCUUCUGCUCCCUCUUCGUCCUUGCUUCCGCCACCCACCACGACGAAACCGCCCCCCAAAGUAGCCAAGAGAGCGAAGGUUGCGCUCGCACCGGGCCAUGGCCCAUUGGACUGGGCCAACCUCAAGAAGUCAGGACAGGAUUUGAGGGGUACAGACACAUUACUCCGAGUGACGCCGUCCAUGCUCAAGGAACAUAGGACCCGAGAAGAUGCGUGGUCUGCGUUUAAUGGCAAGGUGUACAACAUCACGCACUACCUGCCAUAUCAUCCCGGAGGCGAGAAAGAACUCAUGCGAGUCGCCGGAAGGGACGGGACCAAGCUAUUUGCAUCGACCCAUGCAUGGGUGAACUUAGAUUACAUGUUAGAUGAAUGCCUUGUGGGCUUCAUGGUCUCUGACUGAACGGUAGUACCUACCGUAGCUGGGACACUGGCACUAGUAAUGGCACUUGUUGGAGCUUCGUAGGGGGUGAUUGCGUAUAGAUUAUCUCGAUGUCCGAGCCCCGUGUACAUACCAUUUCUUCUGAUGUGCCCCCUCGGAUAUCUGGGCACUUAAUCUAAUGCUAGACGGU
Dichomitus squalens LYAD-421 SS1 is the source of this 947-nucleotide messenger RNA. RefSeq names its product cytochrome b5. Gene Ontology annotation, molecular function: heme binding. The transcript is spliced from 3 exons. The record is from RefSeq and is a predicted model, not a curated record. NCBI's taxonomy places the organism in Eukaryota, Fungi, Basidiomycota, Agaricomycetes, Polyporales, Polyporaceae. The coding region runs from base 59 to 778 and encodes 239 amino acids.